AUGAUUGGAGAACCAGAGAUUCACGACAUUUCCAAAUUCAAAGACUUUCAUAUCCACCAUGAGACAUACAAGGUCAUCUCCGGACAUCCAAUUGACCUUUCCAUUCUUGUCCCGAAAUUCUUAGUUGAGAAUGGCGAGUUGACCGAAAAGACUCCCUUGAUCACUGAAUUUCACGGCGGGUUUCUUGUUGGAGGAAACCGACUAUUUUCACCGUGGUUCUCAGACUGGCUCAUUGAGCUGGCUUUAACCAGACGUGCCAUUAUCGUGACCCCCGAUUAUCGCCUCCUCCCGGAAGCAACUGGCCACGAUAUUCUCGCCGAUCUGGCCAGCUUCUGGGAAUGGUUGCCGCGGAACCUGGAAUCCAAGCUCGCUAGCUUCUACCCAGAAGUGCGUAUUCGUCCGGACUUUGAUCGCAUACUUGGCACAGGUAGCAGUGCGGGAGGAUGGAUGGUCUCCCAAAGUAUGCUCUUGCAUCCCGAGAUCAAUAUCAGGGCGGUCAUUUUGUCAUACCCAAUGAUUGAUCUGAGGGAUAAAUUCUGGGCUGAGAAGUAUCAAAAGCCCAUUUUCGGCUUGCCUACCCUCCCUUAUGAAAUCGUGGAAACUCAUUUGAAAGGAUUGCCUCCAAAUGCAGUAUGCACGACAGAUGGAGAUAUUGAGAAAAGCGUCGGACUAUCCAGAUUGCCGGUGGCAAUAAGUACCGUUCAACAUGGGAAAUAUCUUGACUUCCUCGGUCGAGAUACUGAGCUUUUUCCCUUCGAGAACCUACCACGGGCGAAACGACUUCCUCCUUUUGUUUGGGUGUUCCAUGGACGCCAGGACUCUGCAGUGCCUUUCUCGGGAAGUGAGAAAUUUAUCGCUGAGAUCCAGAAGCACAGGCCCAAUGUUCAUGUUAGACUUGAUGGAAAGGAUGGUGAGCAUGGAUUCGAUAAUGAAGAUAAGGUUACCAUUUCUGAAGGGUGGAUGAAGGAGGGAGUUGAUGAAUUAUUGCCAUAUUGGUAA
Molecule: messenger RNA, 999 nt
Organism: Penicillium verhagenii
Lineage: Eukaryota; Fungi; Ascomycota; Eurotiomycetes; Eurotiales; Aspergillaceae
Exons: 3
Coding region: 1-999 (332 amino acids)
Molecular function (GO): hydrolase activity
Source: RefSeq, a predicted model, not a curated record